This is a messenger RNA of Globicephala melas (long-finned pilot whale), 2043 nucleotides long. It is a transcript of the gene ACRBP, whose product is annotated as acrosin binding protein. NCBI's taxonomy places the organism in Eukaryota, Metazoa, Chordata, Mammalia, Artiodactyla, Delphinidae. Gene Ontology annotation, cellular component: acrosomal vesicle; nucleus. The record is from RefSeq and is a predicted model, not a curated record.
CGGGGACCCGCACCCGCCCUCCGACCGAGCCCGGCCAAACGUCCGUUUCCCCGUCCCCCACCCCCCGCGUGGCCCGCCCCGCCCUUUGUGACGUCGGCGGCCUCGCACCCGCGGCCCCCGCCCGCCGGCUAGCCCUGGCUCGGCCCGUUAGAGGCCGCUCCGUCCCGGGAACACGGGCGACCGUCCGGGGCCAUGAGGCAGCUCGCCGCCGCCUCCCUUCUCUCACUCCUGAGGGUGCUGCUCCUGCCUCCGGCACCGGCCCCCGCCCAGGAUACCCUCUUGACCUCCACUCCGGGCAGCCCCCUCUCUCCCACCGAGUAUGAGCGCUUCUUUGCGCUGCUGACCCCAACCUGGAAGGCAGAGACCACCUGCCGGCUCCGCGCAACCCACGGCUGCCGGAACCCCACCCUCGUCCAGCUGGACCAGUAUGAAAACCACGGCCUGGUGCCGGAAGGCGCUGUCUGCUCCGACCUCCCUCAUGCCUCCCGGUUUGAGUCCUUUUGCCAGUUUACUCAGUACCGUUGCUCCAACCACGUCUACUACGCCAAGCGGGUCGGGUGCUCCCAGCCAGUCUCAAUCUCACCAAACACUCUCAAGGAGGUGGACACUUCCUCUGAAGUGCCGCUCACGACGAUGACCUCCCCCAAGUCCUCCCACAUCACAGCCACAGAACAACAGGCCUUCCAGCCCUGGCCCGAGCGGCUUAACAGCAGCGUGGAGGAGCUGCUACAAUCCUCCCUGUCCCUGGGCGGCCAGGAUCAAGGGCAGGAGCGGGAGGGACAAGAGGAGGAGUGGGAGGAAGGACAGGGCACAAAGCAGGCACUGGAGGUGACGUCUGGGUUGCAGGCAGACCCGGAGCCCAAGACCCAGUCUGAAUUUGUAACUUCCAACCCUUUCUCCUUCACUCCCCGGGUGCGGGAAGUGGAGUCUACUCCCAUGACGAUGGAGAACAUCCAAGAGGUCAUCCGAUCCGUGCAGGAAAUGGAUGAAAUGAAUGAAAUGAAUGAUGUAUAUGAGGAGAAUAUCUGGAAAGCCCAGAGCCCCGGCAGUCUCCUGCAGCUGCCUCACGUGGAGGCCUUGCUGGCACUGUGCUACUCGAUUGUGGAGAACACCUGUGUCAUAACCCCUACAGCCAAGGCCUGGCAGCACUUGGAGGAUGAGAUCCUCGGUUUCGGGAAGUCGGUCUGUGACAGCCUUGGGCGGCGCCACGUGGCUACAUGUGCCCUCUGUGAGUUCUGCUCCCUCAAGCUGGAGCAGUGCCGCUCGGAGGCCAGCCUGCAGCGGCAGCAGUGUGACAGCUCCCACAAGACGCCCUUCGUCAGCCCCCUGCUCGCGUCCCAGAGCAUGUCCGUCGGCACCCAGGUAGGGACCCUAAAAUCGGGCCGCUUUUACGCGCUGGAUUUGUAUGGCGGGCUGCGCAUGGACUUCUGGUGUGCCCGGCUGGCCACCAAGGGCUGCGAAGACAAUCGGGUCGCCAGCUGGCUCCAGACCGAGUUCCUCAGCUUCCAGGAUGGGGACUUCCCCACCAAGAUUUGUGACACAGAAUACGUGCAGUACCCGAACUAUUGUGCCUUCAAAAGCCAGCAGUGUAGGAUGAGAAACCGGAACCGGAAGCUGGACCACGUGCGCCCAAUCCCCGUGCAGGUGUCCCGCAUGAGAUGUCUGCAGAAUGAGACGUACACCGUCCUGACCCCGGCCAAGAGCGAGGACCUCGUGCUUCGAUGGAGCCAAGAGUUUAGCACCUUGACUCUCGGCCAAGCCGGCUGAGCUGGACUCUGCCCUCUCCCCACCCACUUUCCACACCCUCCAUUGCUCUCAGACCCCAGGUUGUCUCUUACUUGGCCCAGACUCAACGUUUCCCUUGGGUUGGGGCAGCCGUCCCGGAGAGGUCUGCGAUGGGAGCUCCACCUCCCUUAAAGGAUGUCUUUACAUAAAAUGUUUAUUUUCAACCUGUGUGGGCUGUUUUGGUUCUGACCCCCUCGUUGGCCCUGUCCCGGGGGAGUCAACCCUCCAACCCCUGGAUCCAUCUGCAGGCGGGGGAAC